Merops nubicus (carmine bee-eater) is the source of this 878-nucleotide messenger RNA. RefSeq names its product PHD finger protein 7-like. The transcript is spliced from 7 exons. Gene Ontology annotation, cellular component: nucleus. Lineage: Eukaryota; Metazoa; Chordata; Aves; Coraciiformes; Meropidae. The annotation marks the transcript as partial. The record is from RefSeq and is a predicted model, not a curated record.
UGUGCAUGCUGUGCCUCCAGGCGGAGGUUGACCCGGACCUCUGUGGACCCAGACUGGAGCAGGAAGGGCUCUGUGCCCAUCUCUUUUGCCUGGACUGCUUCGUCUGUGGCCACAGCGGGGCCACCAUCAACUGCUGGCAGUGGGGCUGCAACCGCAGCUUCCACCUUCCCUGUGCCGUGAGGGGUGAAUGCAUCACCCAGUACCUUCCUGAGUACAGGGCCUUCUGCUUCGAGCACCGCCCACAGCAGGCAGUGGAGGCGACUCCCAAGAAAGACACCAGCUGCAUUGUCUGCAUGGAAGAUGUGGACAAGCAAAAGUGCUACCGCACCCUGGUGUGCCCAGCGUGCAAACACGCCUGGUUCCACAGGGUCUGCCCCAGGGGGGGAGCUCUGCGCGCUGGCAUUACUUGCUUCCGGUGCCCCCUCUGUAGAGACAGGGAACUCUUCUGCUUGGAAAUGCAAAUCUUGGGCAUCCAAAUCCCCUUCAGACGCCCAGCCUGGGAGGACAAUGACGCCUUUGCAGCACUAGGAGAGAGGCACAACCGCUGCGAUGCCAGGGAGUGCCUUUGCCCAGGAGGCAGGGAGCAGGCAGAGGGAGAGGGGCCCUGGCAACUGCUCCUGUGCCUCUCCUGCGCUGCCCAGGGCACCCACAGGAGCUGUUCCAACUGGCCGAGCAGCUCGGCCAUCUGGGAGUGCCACGGCUGCGCUGGCCUGCGCACCGACUCCAGUGCCAGCUCAGACCUCGUCAACCCCACCGCUGAGGCUAGGCCAUCAGCCUCAGGGCAUUCCCACGGCAAUCCAGAAGCGGAGACCAGCAGACGGAGGAGCAGCAUCCAGGCGGCAGAAGGGCAAUCUCACAGCUCCCUGGCACCGGAGACU